AUGAGAUAAUUGGAAAAGGACUAAGCAGAAUUUAUAAAGGAGAGGAAUUACUUUAACAUGAUGUAGGAGAUCAAAAACAAGAGUAUAAUUAGAUUUACGGAUGAAGACAAAAAAGAAAUGGAUUUAUAUUUGGAAAAAAAAUAAUUGAUGAACAUCAAUUUCUUAGAUGAAAGAGAUGUCCAUCAUAGUGAAAAAGGAUUACUUUACUUGAAGGAUGUGGACCCCAGAUUAUAGAAGAUAAUUUUGAAGAUUGGAGAAACUGGAACAGCAAGUUUGGAGAUUGGAGAUAAAGCAUUUUAACAUUCAGUUAACUUGCAAAAGGGAUAAAUGAUAAGAGCAUUGUCAGAUGUUGAAGAAGCCUUAUUGACAACUUAUGAUUUUGUCUCUAAAACUUUAUAGAGGAAUCCAACUUAUGCAUAAGCAGGACAAAAAAUCAGAAAAUAUUUAUUGGAUUCAGAAUAUAUGGAAUUGUUUGGAAUUGACUAUGUAAAUGGUCAUUUUGGCAUGGAAUAUUUGGAAAGGAGCAUCAUCUAGAUAAAAUUCAUAAUUCAGAAAUUGCCCAAUACAUGUCAAGUACAGAUAUCCUAGAUCCCCAUUAAUCUAGGAUAUGCUAGAACCAUACAUUGUUCAUAAGGUUCAACCUUUGAAAAUGUGAUAAUGGAUUUGGAUAUGCCAGAGAGAUAAUAGUCAGGAUUACUUUACACAGCAUUGAGUAGAGUCAGGAGAAUGGAUAACCUUUAUCUUAGCGGUAAGUUAAAUUAGAGCAUGUUUAAAGUCAGAGUUUCAAAUCAAAUUAAGAAGUUUUAUGAAGAAAAUAUUGUUGAAGUUUCAAAAUACUUGGAAAAUGAUUCAUUAAAAGAAUUAUUGGAAAAGGAUUUUAAAGAUUUAUUGGAAUAAAUAAAUGAAAUGUCGUCUGACUUAAGAUAAGCUUUGAUUUAACUGAAACUAGAAAAGGUGAAGAUUCAAAAUCAUUGA
Paramecium octaurelia is the source of this 975-nucleotide messenger RNA. NCBI's taxonomy places the organism in Eukaryota, Ciliophora, Oligohymenophorea, Peniculida, Parameciidae. The record is from the annotation of a GenBank genome assembly.